Molecule: messenger RNA, 2143 nt
Organism: Stomoxys calcitrans (stable fly)
Lineage: Eukaryota; Metazoa; Arthropoda; Insecta; Diptera; Muscidae
Product: polypeptide N-acetylgalactosaminyltransferase 8-like
Exons: 4
Coding region: 1-1941 (646 amino acids)
Cellular component (GO): Golgi apparatus
Source: RefSeq, a predicted model, not a curated record
AUGCCGACCAUAUUGGACACCAACCAAAAUGCCAUAAAUGGCUUUAAUCUUUUGCUAUCUUCUCUCAUAUGCAUUGCCACCAACAAUCAGUCUUGCGUUAUGGUUCGCUCCAAACACUCUUACUCUCUACUGCGUUAUCAAUUUAACAAUAAAGUGACGUAUCAAUUGCUGCUGCUAUUACUCUCUUUGUGUGGCCUCAGCAUUGGACUGAUUAUUCUUUAUGGGCACGGCAUUAUCAGUCAAAAAAAUGUUGCCGUCUUAAAAUUUUUCAAACGACAAAUUAGCGAGAACUCAUUGAAAGAACACAUCGCCGUUAGCACAAAUCGUCAGCUACGUGAUUGGCAUAAGGGGCCAGAAGGUGUGGAUGAAAUUGGUCAGAGGGCCACAACGAAUAACUUGCAGCCUGAGUUUAUUGGCGGUAACAGCGAACAUGGUCUGCGUUUAACCGGUUUUAAUGUCAACAUUUCACGGGGGUUACCGCUGCAGCGUUCACUUCCCGAUACUCGACAUAAAAAAUGCCAACGUAUGCGUUACCCAUCCCUUUUACCAAAAUGUAGCAUAAUUGUAGUUUAUCGCAAUGAACAAGCGUCUGUCCUCUUACGAACUUUACACAGUCUCCUGGACAGAACACCUGAGAAAUUGCUGGAAGAGAUCAUUUUAGUCGAUGAUUAUAGUGAUCCUCAAGAUGAUGAUGAAGGGCUACAAAUUUAUAUGAAAAACAAUUUCGGAGACAAAAUACAAAUGGUACACCUUAAGCAGAGAGAAGGCUUGAUAAGAGCUCGUUUGGAAGGUGCGCGAAGAGCCAAAGCAGAGGUUUUGGUAUUCUUAGAUGCCCAUAUUGAAGUCAAUGUUAAUUGGUUACCCCCCUUACUGGCACCCAUAGUUAAGGAUUCCACAACCUCAACUACUCCUAUAAUAGAUAUCAUAAAAUAUGAUACCUUUGAGUAUCAGGGAGCCAUGCCUUCCAGAGGGGGUUUCAAUUGGCAAUUUAAUUAUGUUCAACUGCCUUUGCUCAAGGAAGAGGAGCGACUCAUCCCCAGGCCUCAUAAUAAUCCUGUUAUGAAUGGCGGCUUAUUUGCCAUUACGAAAAAAUUCUUUUGGCAUUUGGGUGCUUAUGAUGAAGGUCUGGAGAUUUGGGGUGCCGAACAAUAUGAGCUAAGCUUUAAAAUAUGGUUAUGUGGUGGGAAACUACUGGAAGUCCCCUGCUCCCGUAUAGGUCAUUUGUAUAGGUCUCCCGAAUUUGCUGUGAGUUAUACGAAACGCAAGGAUGAUUUCAUAUCAAAGAAUUACAAACGAGUAGCUGAGGUCUGGAUGGAUGAGUACAAGGAUUUCCUAUAUGAGCACAUACCCAAACUCAAUCAAAUUGAAGCUGGCGAUCUAACCAAGCAAAAAUUGCUGAGACAACGGCUGCAAUGCAAACCCUUCAAAUGGUUCAUGGAGCAUAUUGCCUUUGAUUUGCUAAAGAUCUAUCCCCCUAUAAAGCCUCCAGAUUUUGCCAGUGGUGCCAUUAAAAGUUUAGCUCUUCCAGAUUACUGUUUGGAUGUUGAUAAUAAGAAAACUCGCCUUAAGCUUGAGGAUGUAUUAAGACCCUGCUCCCCUGAUCUAAAAUAUCCCUAUGACUCUCAAAAAUGGUAUUUGGGCUUUCGUAGGGAUUUGCAACACCAUGGCAAUUGCUUGGAGGUACAAGCCUGGGGUUCUCAUGCCCCCAUUUGGUUGUGGCCUUGUCACAAUAGUGGCGGUAAUCAAUGGUGGUAUUAUGAUCGAACCACUCAAAUGUUGAUACAGGGUGAGAAGGAGUAUACACAACGCUGUUUGGAGGUGGAUAGCAAGACCAGGGAGAUUUUUGUAAAUUAUUGUGAUUUGACUAGAAUACAGCAAAAAUGGAAAUUUGGUUAUAUUAAUGAAACGGCCAUGGAUAAUUUUUUUAUGGAAUUAAAAUAAGUAGCUGAAAUCCUGCUUAAGAGGAUUGGAGAACUGAAGAAUUCUUAACAAAAUUAAAAAUUGAUUUUUAUGAUAACAAUCCACAAAGUAUUAUUGUUCUGCUUGUAACAUAAUGAAAUAUUAAUCUAAGACACAACGAAAUAUAUAUAUUUGUGAUCGUCUUGACCUUCUAAGUCAUUUGAGCCAAGUCCGUCCAUUUGUU